Messenger RNA from Daldinia caldariorum, 2446 nucleotides. Its product is annotated as protein serine/threonine phosphatase 2C. The coding region runs from base 348 to 2171 and encodes 607 amino acids. The transcript is spliced from 3 exons. Lineage: Eukaryota; Fungi; Ascomycota; Sordariomycetes; Xylariales; Hypoxylaceae. Gene Ontology annotation, biological process: protein dephosphorylation. The record is from RefSeq and is a predicted model, not a curated record. Gene Ontology annotation, molecular function: protein serine/threonine phosphatase activity.
UAUCGAUAACGAUGGCGAAGCAGGCAUAACUUUAAGUAUCCGCCCAUAUCCGUGGGGUAAAUCUAUCAGCGACUCCACCAAUCCCGCCUCUCUCCGUUUUCUAACCAACCAACCUUUUCCCGCGUUUUACCGAAAACAGAAAUUGGUCACGAUCUUAUUAUCCUUGCAAAUCCUUGCAAGCCUUUAGAUGCAGAAGCUUACCUAAUUUUUUACCUAUCCGUUCUUCUGUUCUCGGCUACGGGAUCCACUCUGGGAGGUCAGCCAUAAUUCCGAUAUUUUGUGGCUCUUUUAGCGACAACGAAACCUUCCAAAUAUUCAACUUUCCGUCGACGGAAACCUUCUCCCAAAUGCGUCGCGUACCUGUCAGAGAUCUUCGGACGACCUUUCAAUGUACCGUCCGAGGCCUCACUCGUACUAGUCGCCCGCGACGUACCCUUUUCCCCCACCAUCCCAACGCUAGUCUUGGUGUUCGAUCCGCUGCUUCGUCCUCAGCUACAUCUACUUCUUCGUCCUAUACACGCCCCAAUUAUGCGGUAAGCGAGCCCUUACGAUCUUCCAUGUAUAUCCGCCGCUUCUCUUUCGCUUUGGUCUCUAGCCUAGUUGGCUACGGCGCUUGGUAUACAUACAAGGGAGGAAAUACCCUAGAACAGGUUGGUGCUAAAUCAUAUGCGACGGCACCAACGCAGUUCACGAAUAACGCUGCCCCAACUCGGAAUGUCCUCGUAGUUGGUGCCGAUGAACUGCAUACCGGUACCUUCGUCGGUGAAGGCCCGAUAGCCAAGAACGCUGACGGUAGCGGAAGAAACGUUCUAGAGAUGCUUACUCCGGACCAAGCUACCGAGAAGUUACGCCAGAAUGAAGCAUCGUUUCUAGUAAAUCGAGGCCAAGGUGUCCUGCGAUAUGACGUCGCGCAGCUUCCUAGUAAUAACCCGAUAGAGGACGAUCACGCAGAGAAGAUUGUGGAAGUGAAUACGCGGCAAAGCGAAAGCACUGAUUCGCCUACCGAAGAUUGGAUGUUUUGGGGUGUUUUUGACGGUCAUGCUGGCUGGACAACUUCGGCAAAAUUACGACAAACUUUGAUCAAUUUUGUGGCACGGGAAUUGAAUACUACGUACAAGGCAGCCGAAACUCUAGGGGCCGUACCGUCACCAGAGGCAAUUGACACCGCCAUCAAACUUGGAUUUACACGUUUGGAUCAUGAAAUUGUGCAUGAGAGUGUAGAAAAGGUGUUGAAAUCCAACUCGAAGCGAGUGGCUGCCGAACUCCUUGGUCCUGCGUUAUCCGGAUCUUGCGCUCUCCUAUCCUUCUACGAUAGCAGCUCCAAGACUCUACGAGUUGCAUGUACAGGCGACUCAAGGGCUGUUUUAGGUCGUCGUAGUUCCUCCGGAAAGUGGACUGCAACCGCCCUAUCCGAAGAUCAGACCGGAAGUAACCCUAACGAGGUAGCGCGCAUACGCAAGGCUCAUCCAGGAGAGGACCGUGUUGUCUAUAAUGGACGAGUUCUUGGUGGUCUAGAGCCGACUCGAGCGUUCGGUGAUGCCAGUUAUAAGUGGAGUAAGGAGGUCUCUGAUCGCCUGCGAGAAUCAUUCUUUGGCCGGAGAUACUCGCCGCAUCUCAAGACUCCUCCCUAUGUCACAGCCGAGCCUGUGGUGAGCACAACGAAGAUUCAGCCUGAAAAGGGUGAUUUCCUGGUUUUGGCUACCGAUGGCCUCUGGGAAAUGCUCACUAACGACGAGGUGGUUGGGCUUGUCGGUAAAUGGAUCGAGACGCAAGCGGCAGAGCAAUCAUCAAAGUCACAGUUGGGUUCCGUGUGGACUAAACUCUUUGGCCCUGGUCGGGAUCUUCCCGUAGAAGCUGGCAAGGAGGCAGGGGCUGAUGGUCAGAAGACCCCUAUUCGAUUGCAACAAUGGGGCAUCUCGCCUAAUGAGAAGGAACGUUUCGUCGUAAAAGAUAAGAACGUCGCCACGCAUCUAAUCCGCAAUGCUCUUGGUGGCAGGAAUGAAGAGCAGGUGUGCGCAUUACUUACACUAGUCUCACCAUUUUCGAGACGGUAUAGGGAUGAUUUAACAGUGCAGGUAAUCUUCUUCGGCAAUGGCCCCAAGACGGGCGCUGUGCUUGUUAACGAAGAUGCAACGAGCGUUUCGCAAUUAGGGAUCAAAGCGAAGCUUUGAAUUUAUUGGGAUGGAGUUUUAUUAUGUACACCAUCUGAAUCGAAGUAAAAUACUCCAGGUACAAGUACAGUUUUGGCUUCACGCAUUAGAGGUGCGCGACAGGUCCUUUCCAUGGUAUGGCGUUUAAUGGAUUGCAGAGCAUGCCGAUAGCUUAUUUUCAUCGACUCAAGGACAUGACGGGAAGUAAGUGGUGUGCCAUUCUUAUUAGGUAUUGCAUAAAUAUAGGUAUAUUUAGGUCAAUCGCAUUUAAUAUUAUCACGGGUUUUCGGACGUAU